AAUGCACAUGCGUAGCUAUGCAAAAUCUUUCGGCGAUGUUCACUCUGAUAGUGCACGUGGUAGUCACUUCGAAUAUUUCUUAACGUCAUUGAGACAUCACAGUUAUUUUACUGAAAUUGUAUUAUCAGCAAGCAUGAAGAUUCGCAAAAAGCAGAGCAAGCGCAUGCCAGCGAGUAAGAGAUACAAGAUUGAAAAAAAAGUUCGGGAGCACAAUCGGAAAAUGAGGAAAGAAGCCAAAAAGCAUUCUAAAAAAAAACCCAAGGUAAUGGAAGUGCCGAAUCAGUGCCCUUUCAAAGAGGAUAUACUGAAAGAAGUAGAGGCAAUGAGGAAGCAUCAGGAAGAGGAAAAACAAAAGCAAAAGGAGAUAGCGCGUGAAAGAAAACGCGAGCAACUUGCCAAGGAUGGUCUUCAGGGAUUGGUUAAUCGGGCUGAGAAUAAACAGUUGGCACAUAAGCCUAUGAAAGUAGAUUCUGUCCAAAAUCGAAUGAAAAAUACUGUUACCAAGGAAGAAAAUUCACUUAAAGCUUAUUACAAAGAAUUCAAAAAGGUUCUGGAUGCAGCCGAUGUUAUUCUCGAGAUUGUGGAUGCUCGUGACCCACUAGGAACACGAUGCAAAGAAGUAGAAGAAGCAGUACGAUCUGCAAAGGGAAACAAAAAAUUGGUGUUGGUUCUGAACAAGGCUGAUUUGAUACCCAGGGAGAAUUUAGAUCAGUGGCUAAAAUUUCUGAGGGCCAGUUUACCUGCUGUAGCAUUUAAAUCAUCUACACAAAACCAAGCAAAUAGAUUAGGUAGAAGAAAGUUAGGAAAGAAAACGGAAUCCAUGAUACAGAGCAAUACCUGCUUUGGAGCAGAAUUGCUCUUGUCGUUACUUGGGAAUUAUUGUAGAAACAGUGACAAUGUAAAAACAAGUAUCAGAGUGGGUGUGGUUGGCUUGCCAAAUGUAGGAAAAUCUAGCGUUAUUAAUUCUUUAAAACGUAAUAAAGCAUGCCAUGUGGGAAAUAUACCAGGAAUAACGAAAACUAUGCAAAUUGUUCAGUUAGAUUCUAAAAUAAAAUUAUUGGAUUCUCCUGGUAUAGUAUUUGCCAAUUCAGAUGAAAAUUCUGAUGACACAUCUGUGGCUUUAAAAAAUGCAGUGAGAAUUCAAGCGUUGAAAGAUCCUUUUACCCCAGCGACUGCGAUUCUAAAAAGAGUUUCACGACAACAGAUAAUGGAAUUGUACAAUGUACAAGACUUUUCUACACCGGAUGAAUUUUUCGCUAUGAAAGCAGCACGAAUGGGAAAGUAUAGGAAAGGUGGAGUGCCUGAUGCGGUUGCUGCUGCGCGUGGCAUUAUCGAGGAUUGGAACUCCGGAAAAAUUAGGUAUUAUACAGUACCACCCGAACAACCGGUAACUCACAUAUCCGCCGAAAUAGUUAGUCAAAUGGCUAAAGAAUUCGAUAUUGAGAGUUUUGCUGUAGAAGAAAAAAUGAUGCUCGAUAAAUUUGAGACAGAUUCUGCAAACGAUGCUGUGUUGAUUGAUAGUACAGGGCCCGUCACAGCAGCAAUGGAAAUUGAAAUGCAAAAGGAAACGGAAUACAAAGUACAGAAGAAAUUGAAAAAGAAGUUGCAAGAUACAAAGAAGAAUGUUCCUGCUGAGAGACAGAAGAAACCAGAUCCACUUUUCGAGAUUGAAGGCAAUCAAAAAUUGAAUAAGCUCAAGAAACUUCAAUUCAAGAAGGAAAAGAAAGCCCGAGUAAGAAGAGAAAAAGCUGCUGCUAAGCUAGCGGGACAACUUGAAGGAUUUAAAUUAACUUCCAAUGAUUAUGAUUUCAAUACGGAUCUUACAAAUACUUAGAUUAUUAUCAAUAAUUUAAGUAUUGGUAAAAUCGAUUAUCAAUAAUUUUUCUGUACAUCAUAAACGUAUAUACAUGUGUAUGUACAUGUAUGAUAUUUACAUAAUACGCGUACAUGUGGCAAUAUUGUGAAUGGUGUAAGUAAUAAAAAUUAUUCUGGUAUAUAAA
Messenger RNA from Monomorium pharaonis (pharaoh ant), 2000 nucleotides. RefSeq names its product guanine nucleotide-binding protein-like 3 homolog (gene Ns1). Gene Ontology annotation, molecular function: GTP binding. The transcript is spliced from 8 exons. Bases 2 to 1834 code for a protein of 610 amino acids. The record is from RefSeq and is a predicted model, not a curated record. Lineage: Eukaryota; Metazoa; Arthropoda; Insecta; Hymenoptera; Formicidae. Gene Ontology annotation, cellular component: nucleolus.